GCGCGAUUGAUAGGCACCGCUUAUUACCGGCGUAGCCACGACGCAGCUCAGACUGUCUUACGCUUCUAUUUUGCAACAGAGAGUUUACGAGUGACGCCGCAGCCAUGGUUGUGCAGAACGAGGAGAUCGUAAGAAUCUUUGGAUUCUGGACCGGCGUCCUCACCCUCAAGCUGCUCGCCAUGUCGAUUCUCACCGCCAGGAUGAGGUUUAAGAAGAAGGUGUUUGCCAACCACGAGGAUGCAAAGAUGCUGCCAAAGGCCCGUGUGGCCUAUGACGAUGAGGAUGUAGAGCGAGUUCGAAGAUCCCACCUCAACGACUUGGAGAACAUACUUCCCUGGGUAGCUAUCACCUAUGUCUAUCUGGGAACCAAUCCAUCCACCUUCCUAGCUGGUCUGCUGAUCAGGGGCUUUGUACUAGCCAGAGUAGGGCACACACUCUCUUAUGCUGUUUACCCCAAGCAGCCCUUCAGAGGCAUCUCUUUUGGCAUUGGAUUGGCAAUCACUGUCUUCGAGGCUGUAUCCACAAUUAUCCACUAUUUAUAAGCUCACUUCCAGAAUUAUAAGAUGUCACUGUAUUGUGACUAUAUUUACUGAGCCUACAGAACGAGCGUGAGAAAGAAUUUUUUUACAUUAUAUCUUUUCUAUGAUCUAUUGCAGUAGUAAUGGGAUAGGACAUGACAGAAAAUAUACUGUCAUUAUUUUUGUGUGUCUGCCAGAAGAAUGGAACGUAAUUGUUUUGAAUAUUUUUGUAAUAUAGAAAAUAUUUACUGAUACGGGUGUUUCUUUCUUUCACUGUACCUCCAAUAAACCGUGUACAUACGU
Messenger RNA from Nasonia vitripennis (jewel wasp), 821 nucleotides. It is a transcript of the gene GST-mic1, whose product is annotated as microsomal gluathione S-transferase 1. The record is from RefSeq and is marked validated. The coding region runs from base 105 to 542 and encodes 145 amino acids. The transcript has 3 exons. Gene Ontology annotation, cellular component: membrane. Lineage: Eukaryota; Metazoa; Arthropoda; Insecta; Hymenoptera; Pteromalidae.